Messenger RNA from Thlaspi arvense, 291 nucleotides. Lineage: Eukaryota; Viridiplantae; Streptophyta; Magnoliopsida; Brassicales; Brassicaceae. The record is from the annotation of a GenBank genome assembly.
AUGAUGACACUUUUGACAAAAGAGCGCCAAAGCAAUAAUGAGCUGCAAGAAGUUUGUAAAGAAUUAAUUGCGAACCAUCUAUAUGAGGUAAAGAGUUGUCUGAGGGCAUUGAGUGACAUGUUUGGCAAUAGCCGCACUCUUAUUGGGCUAAAGAGGAUGGGAGAAAUUGAUAUAUUACCACCUUUAGAGGCAGAAAUGAUGGCCCUAGAGCUGUGUUCCACAUGGCAAGAAAUGCAGAGGAACACCAACUGGCACCCUUUUAAAAUUACCACACAUGGAAAAAUUCAUCAG